This is a messenger RNA of Acanthosepion pharaonis, 1143 nucleotides long. The record is from the annotation of a GenBank genome assembly. Lineage: Eukaryota; Metazoa; Mollusca; Cephalopoda; Sepiida; Sepiidae.
AUGUAUUAUCUAUGUAUAUGCGUAAAUGAUACAAGGAAACGGCUAAUAUUGCCAUUCUAUGCUAUAACGAUUGUAAAACACUUAUCUAUCUAUCUAUCUAUCUAUCUAUCUAUCUAUCUAUCUAUCUAUCUAUCUAUCUCAUUCUUUUCCCUAUCUAUCUAUCUAUCUAUCUAUCUAUCUAUCUAUCUAUCUAUCUAUCCCAUUGUGUCACUUAUCUAUCUAUCUAUCUAUCUAUCUAUCUAUCUAUCUAUCUAUCUAUCUAUCUAUCCCUCUUUUUGUUCUCAGUUUUCUCGUUCUCUCUCCUGUUUCCAGCUUUUUUUCUUAUUCUCUCUCACUUUAUUUCUCUCCUGUCCGCUCUUGUUUCCUUUCUCCUCAUAUUAUCACAUUCCUUCCCCACUAUCUCUCUCUAUCUCUCUCCCCCUCUCUCUCCCCCUCUCUCUCUCUAUCUAUCUAUCUAUCUAUCUAUCUAUCUAUCUAUCUAUCUCAUUCUGUUCAGAUCUAUCUAUCUAUCUAUCUAUCUAUCUAUCUAUCUAUCUAUCUAUCUAUCUAUGUCCGUCUGUUCAUAUCUAUCUAUCUAUCUAUCUAUCUAUCUAUCUAUCUAUCUAUCUCAUUCUGUUCAGAUCUAUCUAUCUGUCUAUCUAUCUAUCUAUCUAUCUAUCUCUUUAUCAAUUUCCUCAUGUUAUCGGUUUUCUCUCUCAUUCUAUCGCUUUUUCUUAUCUUUCCCUCCCGUUGUUUUCUCUUUUAUUUUCCUUUAUCUUUGGUUAUUCUCUCUCUCUCUCUCUCUCUCUCUCUCUCUUUAUCAAUUGCUUUGUGUUAUCGUUUUUCUCUCUCAUUCUAUGGCUUUUUUUUAUCUUUCUCUCCCGUUGUUCUCUCUUUCGCUUUCUCUUUAUCUCUUCUUAUUUCUCGCUCUUCCCCAUGUUUCUUUCCCCUCUCUCUCUCUCCCUCUCUCUUUGUUCUCUUUCCUCUUCCUCGCUUUCUUUCUCUCUGUUUAUCUUCAUUUUUACAAAUGUUUCUUUUCUCUACUUUCUCUCUCAUCUAAUAUCAAAUUAUUCCACUGAAUCCUUUAUUAAUGCUAGGAAACCGUAUCGUCUGCUCAUCUGUUUUCUUUCAAUUUACCUCCCUAUUUUCAUUUUUAUUUUCUAA